This is a messenger RNA of Cotesia glomerata, 6247 nucleotides long. RefSeq lists its product as uncharacterized. Gene Ontology annotation, molecular function: protein binding. Gene Ontology annotation, cellular component: cytoplasm. The coding region runs from base 494 to 5299 and encodes 1601 amino acids. The transcript is spliced from 7 exons. The record is from RefSeq and is a predicted model, not a curated record. Lineage: Eukaryota; Metazoa; Arthropoda; Insecta; Hymenoptera; Braconidae. Gene Ontology annotation, biological process: signal transduction; regulation of GTPase activity.
GGGUCAUGCGCAGUUGAAUUCAGUGACGUUUUAUAAAGCAAUUGCACCUGUAUCAUUUACAGUAAUAACAUAUAUCUAUACACAUGCCCAGUCUAUGUGCAAUAAAAAAAAAUACUGUCAUUCUCAUUAGCGUAUGGACGUUAGUAAAAAAAUCACUAGGAUGAGUAGUGUGUGAAUUCAUCAAGGACAAAAGUAAUUACCAAUUUAUUUACCAUUAACUAAACCAGCCAUUGAUAAUCAGAGCUGUCAAAAUAAAUAAAACUCCAAUACUAUCUUCUAAUAUAUUACUCAUUUAAAAUUACUAACAAAAAAAUAAAACAAAGAAAACAGAUAUAUACAUUAUAAAUUAAAUAUAUAUUAUUUUUUUAAGUGAAUAAUAAUUAUUACGUCAUCUAGUGGUGAAAACUUCCUGCUUUCCAUAACCUAUCGACUUCCUCAACUACUCAUUAAUGUUUUAGCUGUAGGAGGAUAAAAAUGUAAAUAUAAUAUUGUCAUGAGUGGUCCAGACCUUCGAGAGCACUCAUACGUGAAAGUGCUGUAUGACUUUCAAUAUAAAACAACAGAAGGUCGAGAGAUAGCCAUAAAAAAGAAUGAAAGAUUGUAUUUGUUACAAAAAACAAAUGCUGAUUGGUGGCAAGUCGUCAGGACCUGGGAGCAGACAUCUUUUUACGUACCUGCUACGUACGUCAGAGAGAUGUCAAAGAGUGGCGGUAACCAGAAAAAGACAUCUGACGAGGAUAAAGAUGUAGCAUUUGAGUCAUUAGAUGGCCCAAAGUACAAGAACAUGCCCAAGGAGACAUCCAGUGCGAUGAAGAACGUCAAAAAGUGGCUGGCUGGAGCUAUGGACAGCAAGCAGGAGUCUCCAGCUUCUUCAACUACCGCUUCCUCGUCAUCUCUGUCCAAGUCUCUCUACAUUACAGAUGAAUCUCAUAAACACAAUGCUAUGGAUUACCAGUCACGCGCGGAAUUAAAAGUCGGCUUAGCCGCUAUAAAAGCAAAAUCUUUGGAGCGAGAUCGCGAAAGAAGAUCCACGUACGAGAGACAGAAAUCAGAGCAGCCUGUUGAAAUAACUAAAUUCAAAAAACGACCCAAUGAAACGCCAAAAAAAUUGCCCAACACAAUGGGCAUCAAAGAUAUUGAUUUAGACUUGCUAUCUUCUCCUUCUUCGUCUUACAAGCUUACCAAGAGUUUUUCCACGAGCCCAAAGUCGUUUGACGCGCCUGCAGCAAGAAUAGAAAUACCGCUGCCUGACCCUUUCAGACAGGAAUUGAAGAGCAGCUUAGAUCGUCGGCGCAAGAUAUCUGACAAUGCCGAUUACGAUAAACUCGUUCAAGAAAACCGUAAUCAUGAAUUGAAUCGACAGUCGAGAAUAAGAACUAAAUCCUCCCAUUCAGACGACUCUCAAUUGGAAAGCGAUAAUGAUGAAAGAUUUUUAUCGCGAGUCGAUGAGAAUCCCAAGAGACUAGACAAGCCAGAGUCCAAGCUCAGUGUCUCGCUGAGAGAAGACUCAGGUACUCAAAGCGGUCGUCAAAGUCCCAGUGUAUCCAAUAGAAACAGCAGGAGUUUAGAUUUAGAUUCAAAACAAUCUUCUCUUCGCACUGAGAGGAGUUUAAGCCCGAAACCAAAUUACGGAAGACAAUUAACUGUCGCUGGACAGAUUGCUGAUGAAGGAGAUUCUAAUAAUGCAAGCAGUGAUUGCAAAAUUCUUAAUGACAAGCGUCGCACUUGGGCCGUCGAAGAAUUGAUGUCUGAGUUGACGCAGAUGUGUCGUGAGAGAGUAAAUAAUAAAAAGCCACCAAACUUUCAGCUGAAGAGCACGGAAAUAAAAGGAAACUUUGAUCCGUUGGAUGAACUCACUCGGGAGCUACAUGAGAUGAAUUUACAAAGAUCUGAGGGAAGUACUCCGCAAGGAGAGACACGGGGUGAAUUUAAAUCCAAUGAUGGCUCGCCCAGCAAUGUUUGCAAGAUAUCGAUAAACUCUACAAGUGGGAGUAGAACACAUGAUUUAAAUUCAAUAAAUACAACAGUUGUGAUUGGGAGAGACGACGAUGAACUUGAGGAUAUUACUGAGCACUCAAAUAUAUCCGAAGCUUCUGAUUUGUCGGAUACUUCUUUAGCGUUCCGUUAUCCGAAAGUCGAAAAGUCAACGUUUACUUUUCGCACUGGUGAAGUAUUACCGCAAUCUAAACCACUAAAGUCACCGAAGUCACCGAAAAUAGACGAGUACAACGAGGCUAACAUAUUGAACGACUGCUCACCGGAUGAUAAAUUUGAUAAUCGAUCAUUAUCACUUGAUAAGCAAUCGCAUUAUCUUAAGAGCGCGACAAUUACAACAACAACGACAGCGAAUAAUGAUACGAGUCACUCAAGUCCGGACAAUGAUCACGAGUCAUCGGGUUACUCUAACUUUAAAAUGCGUCACACGGGUAAAGUUAAAAUGCGUCCUAAAGCAAAAGUUAAAUCUGAUGUUGGUGAAACGCAAGGAGAAUUAAAAUUAACACCGUCGUUGGAAAAACUUGCCAGUGAAAUUCAAUUUUUGCCGGCUAAAAAAGCAACUGUUGUUAAUCAUCACACCAGCAAUCACAAUCAUAAUCAUAGUCAUAGUGAUAGUCAUAGUCAUAAUCAUAAUCAUAAUAGUAAUAAUAAAAUAUAUAAAAAUACGUCGUCGUUAAACGAAAGUAUGAGUGACGGUGACGCGUAUGACGACAGUGGUAUCCACGACGAAACGUAUAGAUCUGAAGAUUCUGGGAGUGGCAGGCGUAAUAUUAUUUACAGUAAUAGCUUCAAAACAAAGCGUGAAGGCAGGUAUUUUCAUCGCCAUGAAUUUACUGAUGAUGAUGAUGAUGAUGAGGAUGAUGAUGAUAAUGACGACGAUGAUGAGGACGAUGACGGGAUAAUUAGUGCUGCUAGAAAGUGCAAUUUAAAGAAGAGCUCGACGCUCCAUUGUGCUACAAUACCUGAAAACUAUCGCCGGUUCAGAAUUAGCAACGACUUUGCCGCUAUUCUGGCGAGAUCCAAGAGAAGAAGCAGGAGUUUGAGUGACUUGAAUUCUUUUGAAGAUGAAGAAGAUAUCAUGGAAGAAAAUGUUACUUAUCCCCAGAAUUCACCCAAGAUAAAACCGGUGCCUCUCCCGAGGACCAAGAUCCCGGCGAUAAAAUCCGAGGAUGAGUUUUCAACGAGGCUGGAAGACAAGCGGGAAGAAAUGGGGACUGUUGCGCCGCUGCCCAGGAAAAUUACUACCAAGAAAGACUACCCGGAGGUUUGGGUGAACUCGAAGCAAGUUUCAGGGUACAGAGGCCAGACACCGGAGGUUGAUAUCGAGUCCAGCACUGCCGUGGGCUUCAAGAGCUUGCUUUGCACUUCUGAUAGUGGCUCGGAUAACUGCCUUCAAUCAAAAGAACUCGUAAACAACGAUUCCAACGAACGUCAUGAUAGUUAUAAUUAUAGCAGUAAUUUUAAGAACCGGGGACUGGAAAAAUCGAGCUCUGGGGCAAACUUGAGGAAAGAUGGAGCUAAAGUUAGAGAAAGUCCGUCAGAUGAACAAAUUCUUAGCUCCAAUGCUAGUUCUGAAGCUCUUCAGAGUCAGUCGGAGUCUGAAUUUACCGGUGGGUUGGACGCUUCUUCGCAACCGAGUCCUGUGAGUACCAAGGUGGCCCCAGAGUGCUACGAGUGUGCAAUUGAUUUGCCGCCUGGUUGGACACAAAAGUAUGAUCCUCAUACUGAUCAAAUUUGCUUCAUCAAUGAACAGGGUGAUAAGUGGUUUUCUUCAAACGACGAUGAAGGCAAGAUAUACUUUUUCGAGGAGAACAGCAAUGAAUCUUCAUGGGUACUACCAACAGUCACGGCUAGCAAAUCUCAAAGCAACGCACCUGCUCAUAAAGAAGAAAAGCCGAUGGAAGAGGAUAGUAACGCAACAAAUGAAUUUUCUCAACCAGAAAAUCCUCAAGCUGGUGCACCUUACACCAAUCAAAACUCGAGUAAUAAUGACGCGGUGUCAGUAUCUGGGUCAAAAAAGCCGGGACUGAGCGACUGGCCUCAGCUGUCAUUCGACGGGAAUAUGAUAAUUCUCAAAGAGGGCUCUAUAAGUCGCACCAAGAUCACGGAAAACGGAAAAAAACUACGCAAGAACUGGAGUACUUCCUACGCCGUGCUUACGGAAUUAUUUUUGCUUUUUUUCAAAGACUCGAAAACAUUUAAUACGAUGAUGAAGAGCGGUCAGUCGCCUAUAGCCAAGCCCGACAUAUCGGUUGAUCUGAAUGGGGCGAUUAUUGAGCCCGGCGAGCGAGCUAGUAGCAGAAAAAAUGUUUACAUGAUUAGUACCGUACUUGGUCUUCAAGUACUUAUUCAAAGUGAUAACACAGCACUCGCUGCUGAAUGGUUUCAAGAGAUACAUGGAGCCAUACGAAAACUGCCAUUCAGCUUCAAAUCUCAAGCAAAGCCUUUUGCUGGACCACCGGAAGUACGUAAGAUCAGUAAUAGUAAAUUAUCGACUGAUCAAUCUGAAGAGUCAAAGAAGUCAUCCAAGGUCGCAAGAUCUCGAUCUAUGAAAACGGGCUUUGGUGACGCGGUAAAAAGACUUGAUGACUCGCUUGAAGAUCUGAGCGGAACUGUUGCUGAAAGACAGACUAAAAUAAAGGCUAAAUUACGUCGAUUUUUCCAACGACGUCCUCCCGUUGAAUCUUUAGUUAAAAAUGGAAUUUACAAAAAUGAACCGGCGUUUGGCUCUUAUUUAAAAGACGUAUGUCCAACGGAGCAUCCACGAGUGCCCCUGUUCGUUAAAACAUGUAUCGAAGUGCUAGAAAGUAAUGAAGAAAACAUGAAGACUGACGGUUUGUAUCGAGCCAGUGGGAAUUUGAGUCAAAUCCAAAAAAUACGGCUGCAAGUUGACCAGUACAAUCUCAGCGUUUUAUCUCAAGAGGAAGACGUUCAUGUGUUGACUGGUGCAUUAAAAUUAUUCUUCCGCGAGCUUAAGGAGCCGUUGAUACCAUCGAGUUUUUUCAAGGAAGCACUUAAUGCCAGUAUGCUGAAGAAAACCUCCGCAAAGAUACAAUGCUUCCGCGACAUUGUUAAAGCAUUACCGCCGGCAAAUUAUGACACGCUGCAGUUUUUACUGAAGCAUCUUUUAAAGGUAACUUCUUACCAAGAGUUCAAUCGUAUGCAUAUACCAAAUUUGGCGAUAGUAUUUGGUCCAACGUUGAUGUGGCCAGCUGAAGAAAGCGCAAAUAUGGCUUUAGAUCUUAUGCAACAAAAUUUAGUUAUCGAAUGCCUUUUGUCUGAGUACAAUAAGAUUUUCAAAUAGAUUAUAUAUUAUUUAUUUUUUAAUUAAAAUAUUAAUUAAUCAUUUACAAGUUAUAUUAAUUAAUUAAUUAUUAAAAGAUAAAAUAAUAGAGGGUGAAUUAUAACAUGAAAGUAACAGCCACCCUUUUAAUUUUUUGAAUCAUUCCGACGAAUUUAGUGCAUUAAAAGGUAUCAAUUUAUCAUAAUAUGUAUUUUUUGAAAAAUAAUUAUUUUAAGGUAGCAAAGAAGAAAUUAUAAAAAAAAUAUUAUUGCGUUUAAAUAUUAAACUUGCGAUUGUUUAAAUAAAAAUGCCAUUAUCAGAUUGCAAAGUAUUUUUCUUCGUUGGUAAAAAGUUUAACUUUAUGCACAAAUCAUGUUAUUAUUAUUAAUAUUAUAUAAAAAUAAUUUUUUUAAUUAUACAAAAAUAAAUAAUAUAUAUUAUAUACGUACAGCUGGGCAAUGCAUGAGCUCGGUUGAAAUUAUUAAACGUUAAAAAGUAAAUAACUAAAAUGUGAUUGUAUUUAUGUAAAUAACCUGGAGAAAAAAAUAAUAUUUGUUGAGACAAAUUUAGGCAGCAGGAAACAGCCGGUUUAUAAAUCGUAACAUCACUCCAUUAGGACUGUUUAUCAAUUUAAGUAUUAAUCUAUUAAUUAAUUAUUCAUUAUCAUUAUUAACGAACAAAUCAAUGCCUCUUACAACAUUCCCUAUGAAAUGACUGUGACGAUAAUUCGUAAUUUCCAUAAUAUUAUUGAUAAAGUAACGCCAGUCAAAUCUAGUGGUUUAAUAUAUUAAAAAAUAAUUUUUUUUAUUUUUAAUCGAUCAAUCAACAAUUUAUUAUUCAUCACUUUCAAUUACAAGCUACUGAUAUUUUGCAUGGUACCAUAAUUAUAGUGUUCUAUUUCCCUUAAAAUAGAAAUAAAUAGAUAAUCAUAUAGCAUAAUUAUUAUAUAGAUAUACAUCACAAUUAUUU